AGUUUUUAUUUUUGGAUUAUGCAUGUGUUGAAGUUGAUCAUAACUAAUUAUUCAUUAAAGAAACAUAGAGUUUUAGCCUUUUCACUUUCAUGAAAUGAAGCUAAGCUUAAUCAGUGUAUAUCGUCCUUAUGGCUUCCCAACACUUCUCAAUUCAUCUGCUUUUAGCAUUCUGUGUAGACCCUUUUGCUCUUCCGCACUAUCAUCUCCACCCACUUGUUGUGUGAAACCCCAAGUUCCCCUCUUUUUGAGGCCACCCAUUUACUCGACCAAGUUGUGUGACCUCAAAAAAUGGCAAGAUUGGGCCAAGAGUGUUACUUCUUCAAUUGGGUCAACUUUUGUUGACUCAGAUAAUGGGCCAGACUCUGGCAUUUUGUGCAGGGAGCUCAAGUGGCUCAUGGAGGAUGCUGUUGAGGAUCACUCAUUGAUUUCCCACAUGGGUGUGGAAGGUGAUGAGAGGGUGAGUAUGAGGGUUGAAAUGGAGGAGCUUUACUGUUUAUGGAGGCAGAGGAUCGAAGAGAGGAGACCCUUUCAGUAUAUAGUUGGGUGUGAGCAUUGGAGGGACAUGGUCUUGAGUGUCCAAGAAGGGGUUUUGAUUCCAAGGCCUGAGACUGAGCUUAUUAUUGAUUUUGUGUCUGAUGUGGUGUCAAGGAAUGGGGAUUUGAAAAGAGGGGUGUGGGCUGAUUUGGGGACUGGAAGUGGUGCCCUUGCUAUAGGUGUUGGUGGGGUUUUGGGGAGCGGAGGGAGGGUUAUUGCCACUGAUUUAAGUUCCAUGGUUGUUGCUGUUGCAGCUUAUAAUGUGAAGAGGUACUGCUUACAGGACAAAAUUGAAUUAAGGAAAGGAUCUUGGUUUGAACCGUUGAAAGAUAUGGAAGGAAAGCUUGCAGGUCUUGUAAGCAACCCACCUUAUAUACCAAGUAAAGACAUAUGUGGUCUACAAGCUGAAGUUGGUAGACAUGAACCUAGAGUUGCUUUAGAUGGAGGUACUGACGGCAUGGAUGCUCUUCUCCAUCUAUGUGAUGGAGCUGCUUUAAUGUUGAAACCUGGUGGAUUUUUUGCCUUUGAGACAAAUGGGGAGCAGCAGUGCAAGGCUCUUCUUGAUUAUAUGAAAAAUAAUAGAAGUGGAAGCUUAUGCAAUUUUGAAAUACUUGCUGAUUUUGCUGGGAUUCAAAGAUUUGUAGUUGGAUUCCAUCAAUGAGCAAUUUGAGUCACUGACACAUGUUUAUUAUAUCUAUUUCUUGAGUGAAUAAUUCUCCCAUUGCUCUACUAAAGAGGAGAACUACUAGUUCUGCUUCUUCAUAAAUUUUUGCAGGGUCUAUACCCCAACAUAAAAAAGGAUAAAAACCUGCAAAGCUGACACU
Molecule: messenger RNA, 1358 nt
Organism: Abrus precatorius (Indian licorice)
Lineage: Eukaryota; Viridiplantae; Streptophyta; Magnoliopsida; Fabales; Fabaceae
Product: release factor glutamine methyltransferase
Exons: 3
Coding region: 95-1195 (366 amino acids)
Biological process (GO): protein methylation
Molecular function (GO): nucleic acid binding; protein methyltransferase activity
Source: RefSeq, a predicted model, not a curated record